AUGUCGACAAACAAACGGAAAAGUAAAAAGUUGAAUUUGCUGAAGGAUCAAAUGUUCCUCACUAAAAAGUACGUAGACAUGAAUGAUCCGAUAUACGAUAGCGAAAUAGAAGACGAGAAUUGCUUCUACACAGUGGUCAAUGCUGAAGAAAUCGAAUAUUCUCAAAAAGUAUCCGAGAUGAAAAAUAAAAUGUUUGAAGAUAUGAAUAUUUUGUCUUUUGAAGAUUUUGAAAAGAAUAGCGAUACACUAAUUAACAACUUUUUUGUAAGCUACAAUUUUCAAGAAUUUAUUGAAGGUCUAAAAGAGUUAAAUGUUAAGAAAUAUAACGAUUUUUUAAUUUUGCAAUUAAUAAAGAAAUCUUUUGACAAAGAUGAUGAGUGUCAAAUUAAUGUGUCCUGUUUGUUAAACGUUCUAAAUAUCACGAAAUUGAUUAUCCCUGAACAAGUACAGAGAGCUUUUGAGAAAGUUCUAUUAAGUUUAGAUGACAUUAAGUUGGAUUGUCCAACAUGUUAUGAAAUUUUUUUAAUGUAUGUUAGAUUUAGUACACUGGACAAUGUGAUAGAUAAAAAUUAUAUUUUGAAAUUACCCACUGGUUUUUUCGAUGCUUUGGAUAUAGACAGCUGGGAUGAAAAUGAAUUGGGCUUAUUGAAUUCACAGGAAAAUGACCAAGUUGCAGAUGAGGAUUCAUACCUUACGGAGAAUAAUCAAGAGAAUAAAAUGGAAGAUAAGCUGAACACCUCAAAUAGACAAUUACUUACUAACGCAGAAGAACACACAAAUGGGGGCUCAUCUACAAACGAAGAUUCUUCCAACACGAAUUUGCUUGAGAAGUACGACAUGUAUGCACAAAAUCUGGAAAAUGUAGAGGAGAAAAAAAAAGUGAAAGAUGAGAUGUGGAAAGACACCAUGUUGUGGGUACUGGAUCUUAAUAUAAAGCAAAUACAGAAAGAAAAAAAAGAAUUUAAACAAAAAUCACGGGAUUUUUUAGUAGACUUUUUCAAUGAUGGAGACACGAAUGAAGUAGUCGAAUUUUUGAGCAAUACAAAUAGCUUAUUUCAUUAUGAAUUUAUUAGAAUAAGUAUAAUAGAAUCAUUCAGCAAAAAUAAUAUUUGUCGAAAGUAUAUAUCAUAUUUAUUGGAUAAUUUGUGCGAAACUUAUUAUUUCAAGAAUGAUAUUAUUAUAGCCUUCAUAAGAAUUAUAGGUUAUAUUGAUGAUUACGAAAUUGAUUUUCCUCAAGCAAAAGAAAUGAUUUGUAAAUUUUUAUUAAGAUGUAUAUAUGACGAUGUGUUAUAUCCUGCCUUUUUGAGUGAUAUAUACAAAUUACACAUUGGUGGUAUGACUGGUAUGAUGAUUUGCAACAAAACACAACAAAGGAUCCAUAAUAAGAAAAAAUUAAAUAUAAAUAACAUUAAUUACAUUUGGGAUGAAGAUGAUACAUAUGAAAAAAUGAAAUUAAAAAGGAAAAUUAAUAAUACACUAUUAGAAUACUUUUAUUCAUACAUAGAUGAACAGGAAUUUUAUCUCCACGUUGAUGAAUUUCUACCUUUAUAUCAUGAUCUUUGUAAUUAUGUUGUUAAAAAAAUGUUUGUGCUUAAUGUGGAUAUUAACAAUGACCUGAAUUUAUCUUUCAAACUUGUCGAUUACUUAUUAAGCAAAAAUUUUAUCACUGAAAAAAAUAUUGAAGGAGGGGUUAUGGAAGUUAUGAACUCCCUGAAGGACAUUAUGUUGGAUAUACCAAAGUACCCUGAAGAGUUCAUUAAAAUCUUGAAUUACCUGCUCCAAAAGAAAUACAUAGGGAAAAAUACAUUUGAUGCUGUCUCUAAGGAAAUUGAACAAUUUAGUGUGUAA
This is a messenger RNA of Plasmodium gonderi, 1848 nucleotides long. RefSeq lists its product as hypothetical. Lineage: Eukaryota; Apicomplexa; Aconoidasida; Haemosporida; Plasmodiidae. The record is from RefSeq and is a predicted model, not a curated record. The transcript has a single exon. Bases 1 to 1848 code for a protein of 615 amino acids. Gene Ontology annotation, biological process: negative regulation of DNA-templated transcription.